Messenger RNA from Adineta ricciae, 4272 nucleotides. The record is from the annotation of a GenBank genome assembly. NCBI's taxonomy places the organism in Eukaryota, Metazoa, Rotifera, Eurotatoria, Adinetida, Adinetidae.
AUGUCAUACUUCUCCAACAUUACCUAUUCGCGUGUACUGGUCCGUCAUCACUGGCUUGUACUAUGUUUCGUGGUCUUCAUCUGCGUUAUUCUAACACUUGUUGGUCUGGUUUUUACUCAACUACCAGAUUUUUCCGAUCCACGAAUGGGAUGGGGCGCGCGUGGAAAAGGAACGAUCUUUUCUCAAUUAAUGGUUCUACGUCAUGCAUCAGAAAGAUUUCGUCUCGCCUAUGAAUUACCAUUAGAUACCAACGAAUUAUUCGGUGCAUUUGGUCAGUUUUAUAAUAUCACUGUUGAAAAUCUCGAUGAAAACACGUAUCGGUCUGAUAUUCUUGCCAAAUAUGAUCUGUGGAGAAAGAAAAGUGUCAAUUCUCAAUCGGAUCAGUUAUUUGACUAUGGAAGUUUGAAUGAAACGUUCUACGAUGUCGAUCAAGAAGGAGAUGAUGAUAGUCCUGAUUACGAUGAAGAUGAUGAGAACGAGAAAGACGGUUCGCAAGCAGCCUCAAUCUACAAAUGGCACCGUAACCGACAUUUUGAUAUUAAAAAUUCCAUAUUUAAAUAUGUAGAUGAUAAAAUAAUCAAUAUUUCUGUAUUAGAUUUCGUCCGAAAUCUUCCACAGUUCAAUCGAACAAAUUACCAAUCGGCUCGUUUAUCAUUCGAUCUUUUCCGACCAUAUGCUUUUCUACUCGAAGAAAAAUAUCGCGGUCGAGCAGGUCGUGAUGGUAUGAUCGAAUUUUACAUGGAACGCAUUGAUCCAACUGCUGAUCUACUAUCACUUGAAUAUCUACAAUCCAUUUGUCAAUGGGAAAAGAAAUUUAAACAUCUUCUCUCACUUGAUGACACUCCAAGCUUAUCCUUAUCGACAUUUGUUGCUCUAUAUUCAUCGAAAACUGACUGUCAAUUAAUCACAACAGACGAUGUCGAACACUUUCGUUCGAUACUUCAUACAUGUCUACCAUAUUAUAUCGAUGGUUAUAUGGACAUUCCAUUGAGUGAUGAAUUUCUCAAUCGUGUCGUGAUCGAACAUCAUCCUGGUUAUUCGACUCAUCAAGAACAAAUCAAAGCCAUCUAUCCUGCCUUGAGACAUAUAUGCUUUUAUAAGAAUAUCACUCGAUUCAUCUUCGAUCAUUUCGUUGAUGAACAAUUCAUUCAAAGUUUUCAACAAUCGAAAGUGAACGCUAAAGUAUCGAUAUCGAUGAUCUACAUAACCAAUUAUAAAAUAAGUAAAUACAAUCGUACACGUGAUCAAACGAUGUGUUUAAGACGACAACCAUUCUCAAGAAGAUAUUGCUACGAACGUGGUUGUAUCGAUGAUUAUAGAAACAAUUUCACUACGAAAUCAUGCGUCGAUCAAGGUCCACCGAAUGGUAAUUGUGAGAAGUACUGUCAUUGUAAAUAUGAAUGCAUCAAUCAAACGGAAGAAGUGAUUUUGUUAACGCCAAAGUUAAAAGAGAAGGAAUUAGUUGGUAUAGCUGGAAAAUAUUUUGGUGGAAAGCGAAAAUUAUCAGCAUAUAAGGAUCGAUUUAUCAAGCUAAUUGCAUUUAAUUUAGCCAAUGUAAGAGAAAAAGCAGCUAUGGCACAAAUACACAAAGAUAUGUUACUUGUUCUUAUGGCUGCAAUCUUAAUUGUUGGAAUAACAGUUCUCUAUCUCCGAAGUAUAACUAUUGCUUUGAUUAUCGUCAUUGGUGCUAUUUUAUCACUUGGCGUCAGUUACUUUGUUUAUCGAGUAAUUUACCGUAUACCGAUAUUUCCGUAUAUGAAUUUAAUGUCAGCAUUUAUCUUGAUUGGCAUUGGUUGUGAUGAUAUUUUUGUCUUUUUCGAUACAUGGGAACAAGAAAAGGCGACAUGGUUGAAACAACAUCAAGAAAAACUCACGUCCGAUAAUUCAGACAUACCGUUGAAUGCUCCAUCUAAUCAUGAAAUUCUCUCAUCAAAUCAAAAAAUAAAACCAAGUAAAUCGAAAAGGCCUUUGAAUGCAUUUCAAUUUCGUCAUCGUACUCGUUUGUACCAUGAAACCGAAGAAAUCCGAAAAAGUCUCUUAAAUGAAGCCGCACUCAUCGAAAUCAUGUCCAAUACAUUGAAACAUGCUGCAUCAUCCAUGUUUGUCACUUCGUUCACAACAUCGGCAGCUUUCUUUACGAACAUGUUAACAAACAUCUCGUUUGUUCAAGUUUUCGGUGUUUAUACUGGAACAUGUAUUUUACUUUACUUUUUUAUCACAGUCACUGCCAUUGCUGCAUUUGCAGUUAUUUAUGAGAAACAUAUUCUUGAUAUACUCUCUCGUUUGGUAUCUAUAUGCUCGAAAAAGACUAAUCAAACAUCAACAACGACUCAUCCACCCGUGACAUUCUAUCGCCGUUUUGCGCUGUAUUGCAAAGAUAUUCGAAUUUACAUUUUUGCCCAUCUUAUUCCGCAAAUUGUAAUUAAACUACGUUAUUUGUUAGUACCAUUAUUUCUAUGUCUCGGCGUGUUAGGUCUCAUCGGAGUUUUCUAUUAUCCGAAAUUGCAAGUUCCAACGACUCAAAAAGUCAUCUUCUUUCUACAAGGCAAUCCAAUGGAAAACUACGAGUUUGGAAUGAAACAUAAAUUCAAUGGUUAUAUAAAAGAUGAACGUCGUCUAUUUGCUUAUCCACGCGUUUCAUUCAUAUUUGGCAUACGUGAUAUUGACGAUGGUUACGUAUUCGAUAUGAAUGACCGCGGCAAGCUUCAUCUAAUGCCAGUUUAUUUGAAUCAACAACGAACACAACAAUUUUUCAAACGAUUUAUUACACAUUUAGGAACGCGUAAAGAUCUGUUUUCCUCAACCUAUGAUCUAGAAAAAGAUUUCGACGCAUUCAAUCAACUGACCACAGAUAGUAUACUGAUCGAGAAAAUAGCUGAUGAUCGAGCACGAUUGAAUACUUCGCAAACGAAUCAUAUCGAUAUGAUUAAAUAUAUCGGUAAAGUCAAUAUGAAAUUAAUCGAAAAGUUAGUCGCCGAUACUGUACGGACAACUAGUUAUAAGGUUGAAGAGGAUUUAUCGAACCAGGAAGGCUAUAUUGAUAGGAAAAUGGAGCGAAUCAAUAUGACAUUGUAUCGAGUUAGUUACAGACAACUGACCAAUAUAAGAAAUCCCAAAAUAAUUUAUUCGAAUUAUCGGAAAUUAUUCAAUCGUACUUUAGCAAGACUUUACAAAGAACAGAUUGAACGAAGUUAUGAUAUUGAAGAAAUUCGAAAUUAUCUCAAUGGUUCCGUGCGUGAUGACUUAACUGAAGAAUAUCAACGGUCGGCAUUGAAAACCGCUAUGCAAUGUUUAACUGGCGAAGCGGGUGCGAAUAAUGUCCCAGCAGAUUUUUGUGAUAGACAGUUGACUCAACAACGAUCUGUUAAUUGGGCCGUUUUACCCGAUAAGCCAUCACCAAUCGACGGAAGUAUUCGACCAUUUGCAGUCAUUAUUACCAUUCGAGGUGCUCUUAAUCGUACUGAUUAUGAUUCAUACAAUAGUUACUAUUUGCAAGUGAAAAGCUUCUUUGAUCCGUAUAUAAAAGAACAUGCGCCUGAACAUUUGAAACACGCUUGGUUCUCUUCGCCGGGUUUUGCAUUCUACGGUAUUCAACGUGAAUUGCUGGUGGGCUCUUUUUCGUCAUUGAUAGCAUCGUUGGCUAUCGCUCUAUUAGUCUUAUUCUUAACGUCUGGCAAUUUGUUUAUUGCAUUGUAUGCUUUGCUGACCAUUAGUUUCGCUAUAGCUGAUGGCGUUGCAGUGUUCGUUCUUCUAAAAUGGGAAUUGGGUAUUGUAGAAGCGAUUAUUGUGAUCAUGGCUGUUGGUUUAUCUGUUGACUUUGUUGUUCAUUUCGGUGUUGGAUAUAUUCAUACGAACAUGACGGAUAUUCAAAAUGAGAGAAAGAAGAUUCGUCAUCGUUAUACACCGUCAACGUUAGAAUCGAAUCAACCAGAAAUCGGUCCGUAUCAUUUGCUAUACAAGGAGCAACAAGCUGAGCGAGAAACACGUGUGACAGAAUCAGCGUCACGCGUUGGAUCAGCAGUUUUUAUGGCUGCAUUCACCACAUUUGCUGCAGGAUUUUCGAUGACAUUAUCAUCACUCAGUUCUUUCCAACGAAUGGGACAAUUUCUCAUGACUAUCAUGUCUACAUCGUGGCUAUUUGCGACAUUCUUCUUUCUGCCUUUAUGUGCGAUUAUUGGACCAGUAGGCACCUGUGGAUCGAUUCCAUUUGCACGGAUAAAGACCUGCUUUCAACGAUGUCGAAGUUCUAAUGAACCAUUAGAUAAGAUUUAA